Molecule: messenger RNA, 1723 nt
Organism: Daktulosphaira vitifoliae (grape phylloxera)
Lineage: Eukaryota; Metazoa; Arthropoda; Insecta; Hemiptera; Phylloxeridae
Product: probable cytochrome P450 6a13
Exons: 5
Coding region: 89-1621 (510 amino acids)
Molecular function (GO): iron ion binding; oxidoreductase activity, acting on paired donors, with incorporation or reduction of molecular oxygen; heme binding
Source: RefSeq, a predicted model, not a curated record
AGAUUUUCAGGAAGUUAGUUAUAAUAUUAGUGAAUAGAGUUGUAUAUUUGAGUAUAUAAUAAUAUAGUAUUAAACAUUUUCUUUUAAAAUGUUAACGAUUAUUUUCAAUAAUUUUGAUUUUAUGCUGUCAUUUUUGCCAGCAAUAAUUAUUGGUGUAUAUUUGUAUACUACGUGGUAUUAUGAUUAUUGGUCAAAAUUAGGCGUAAAAUGUCCAUGGUCACCUGUUCCAUUAUUUGGCCAUGUUUUUCAGUCUAUUACUUUGAAGAAACAUUUUAUGGAAGUAUUAGAAGAUAUUUAUAGAAAAAUUGACGAUGAACCAUUUGUUGGGAUAUAUAGUAUGCGUACACCUGAAUUUUUCAUUAAAGAUCCAGAGAUCAUUGGUAAAGUGUUAAUUAAAGACUUCAACUAUUUCACUGAUCGAGGUUCACUGAAUAACCCUAAGAACCCCUUAAGUCAUAACAUAUUUCAAACUGGCGGUGAACGAUGGAGAACUAUGAGACAAAAACUUAGUCCUACUUUUACUACUAAUAAGCUAAAAUAUAUGAUAGAACAAAUAAAAAUAUGCAGUGAUAGCUUACUGGAAUGUAUUAAUGAAAAUUUUAUCAAAUAUUCUGGUCAAAUGGAAAUUAGAGAUAUGAUGGGCAAAUACUCAACGGAUGUAAUAGGAAAAUGUGCUUUUGGUUUGGACCUGGAUACUAUCAAUGAUCCUGAGUCGGAGUUUCGUAAUUACGGAAAAGUUACUUUUCAACCUUCAAUUAGGGCUCACGUUAUUGUAUCUGUUUUUUUAACCCAACCAUCAUUAUUACGCUUUAUGCCGUCAAGUUUUCAACCUCAAAAAUCAAUUGAUUUUUUUCGAAACGCUUUUCAACAAACUAUUCACCAUAGGAUUGAGAGUAAAAUUGAACGGAAAGAUGUUGUCCAACAACUUAUGAAAGCUAGAGAAGAUCUAGUGUUAAACCCAGCUUUAAAUGAUAAAGAUAAAUUUUCGGAAAUGGACAUAGUAGCAAAUGCAUACAUUUUAUUUGUUGCGGGUUUUGAAACUGUAUCCACGUCUAUGAGUUUCUGUCUAUAUGAGCUUGCAUUACAUAAAAACAUUCAGGACAAAGUUCGAGAGGAAAUCAUUGGAAUAAAAUCAAAGAAUGAUGGAAAAUUAGAUAAUGACUGCUUAUGUGAUCUUCAAUACUUAAACAUGGUUAUCAAAGAAACCCUGAGAAGAUAUCCUCCACUUGUAUUUUUAACAAGAGUCGUUACUAAACCAUACACAUUACCGGAUACUAAUAUCACUUUAGAAAAUGGAACUAAAAUACUCAUACCCGUAAGAUCUUUACAUUAUGACUGUAAAUAUUUUCCAAACCCUAAUGAAUUUGAUCCAGAACGGUUUUCCGAUGAAAACAUCAACAAGUUACAUCCGAACACUUAUAUGCCAUUUGGUGAUGGCCCUCGACAGUGCAUAGCUAAACGGUUCGCUGAAAUUGAAAUGAAAUUGGCUUUAUCUGAAAUUCUAUCUAAAUACGAAGUAUUACCUUGUGAAAAAACACAAAUACCUAUAAAAUAUAUUAUUGGAAGCUUUGUUAAUGCUCCAGAAAAUAUUUGGCUUAAGUUUAAACCAAUACAUUCUUAAAUUUUUUAUAAGUCAAUAUCUUUUGUAACUGCUUGUAUUUAUUAUAAACCAAAAAGUUUAGUGGAAUAAUUUGUUUACUGCAAUAAACAAAAUAUUUAAGUA